Messenger RNA from Mesorhabditis belari, 594 nucleotides. The record is from the annotation of a GenBank genome assembly. NCBI's taxonomy places the organism in Eukaryota, Metazoa, Nematoda, Chromadorea, Rhabditida, Rhabditidae.
AUGAAGCUGCGGAUAUUGCUCGCUUCGCUCUUCUUUUCUUCGAUUUGGGCACAACACCAACAACAACAACAACACCAGCAGCAAGCCGGAAUGCAUGCCCAGCCUCCACCUGCCCAACACACCCAAGAAUUCGGAGGGAAAAGUGCGCAUGAUGCCGAGCACAUCAAAGAACACUUGGAUGGAAAGGUCGAUCCUACAGCUCACAUGACCCCCGAGCAACUUCAAUUCCACUACUUCAACAUGCACGAUUUGGACAAAAAUGGAAAGCUUGAUGGCGUUGAACUUAUCAAAGCGAUCACCCAUUUCCACAAUGAAAACCCCGGUCCUCAACAUCAAAGCAGCGGUGCUCCUCCUCCACUUCCAACUGAAGUAGAGUUAGAGUCAAUGAUUGACUCAAUUCUUCGAGAGGACGAUUUCAAUGGUGAUGGACAAAUCGACUAUGGAGAGUUCUUGAAGGCACAAAAGAUGCGAGAGGAUGCAGCUAGGGCUCAUCAAGCACAAAUGGCCGCCCAACAUGGUGCUCAAGGCCAACAACCACCACAACAAGGUCAACAACCACCACAACAAGGCCAUCAACAACAGCAGCAACAACAC